Sorex fumeus (smoky shrew) is the source of this 387-nucleotide messenger RNA. RefSeq names its product small integral membrane protein 17-like. The transcript is spliced from 3 exons. NCBI's taxonomy places the organism in Eukaryota, Metazoa, Chordata, Mammalia, Eulipotyphla, Soricidae. The coding region runs from base 1 to 387 and encodes 128 amino acids. The record is from RefSeq and is a predicted model, not a curated record.
AUGCAGAGCCUCAGGCCUGAACACUUCCAGGGACUGCUGGAACCGGAGAGGAUCCAGACGCUGCUGCCUCAGGAGAGCAAGGCCUGGGGGAAGCGCGGCAACUUUGUCCAUAACUGGGUGGCUGUGAAAGUGGGCGUCAGUGCCAGUGAGGACAGAGAGUCUCCUGAGGAAGUGGAUUUCUCCCAGGAGUGUAGCCCCAUGGAUGAGGACGAGGAAGAGCAGGAGGAGGAGGAGCUAGAGGAGCAUCAGGGCUUUGUGGAGUGGCCAAGAGCAGUACAUCACAUGCCCAUCUUGCUGGCCAUUUGCAUGCUUUUCCUCUUCCUGGUUCUGACAGGAAUGCCCAUGAUGCUGAUGCUCAAACUGUCCAGUCACCAUUGGUGGAUCUAG